AUGUUGGAGCUGGUCGCACAAUCAGUGAAGCAGCGCGGGAGCGGCGACCCUCGGACAGGUGCUCAUGACCUGCUUGAUGGCUUCCAGCUGCGCAUGUUUUUCAACUUGUCCAUGAAAAAUGUGGACCGUAACUACAUCAGCAUUAGCACCAAGGAGGUCCCCACCGGACUGCCUGGCGACACGAGCCUCUUUGCAGAGAGUACGUCGGAGUUUUCGCUUUCCACCGGGCGGUGUCUUACUGAGCGCGCGGCAACGGAGCUGUUAUUGAGCCGCGGCGGAGGGUUGAUGUGCGUUGGAGGAGGGAUGGCUGCAGAGGCUGGGCUGUCGGCGGUGGUGGCGUGCGUGGCGUGGGGGGUGGCGGAACUGGAGGCAUGGGCGAAGCAGAGCUGGCGGCGGCAGCUGGGCCUUUCAAUCACAGUCAGCCGGGAAUAG
Volvox carteri f. nagariensis is the source of this 432-nucleotide messenger RNA. RefSeq lists its product as uncharacterized. The transcript has 5 exons. The coding region runs from base 1 to 432 and encodes 143 amino acids. Lineage: Eukaryota; Viridiplantae; Chlorophyta; Chlorophyceae; Chlamydomonadales; Volvocaceae. The record is from RefSeq and is a predicted model, not a curated record.